Messenger RNA from Sabethes cyaneus, 1972 nucleotides. RefSeq names its product brachyurin-like. The coding region runs from base 250 to 1242 and encodes 330 amino acids. The transcript is spliced from 2 exons. The record is from RefSeq and is a predicted model, not a curated record. Gene Ontology annotation, biological process: proteolysis. Gene Ontology annotation, molecular function: serine-type endopeptidase activity. NCBI's taxonomy places the organism in Eukaryota, Metazoa, Arthropoda, Insecta, Diptera, Culicidae.
CCGUGUGUGUGGUCGGUCGGUCUCGUGCGGUUAAGUUGUUUCAGUUUUAACUACUGAAACUAACGAGCUUCCUCUCGCUUAUUGAAUUGCAAAUCAGUGCGGAUUUUGAGACGCGCGGGUACGUAAUCUUACGUCGUUCGGGUCACACUCUGGCUUGACCUAGGCGGAGUGUUAUCAUUUUCAGACCGGACUAUGCACAUUGAAAAUUUCACCCAGCGUAUGUAGUUGAAGUUGAUCCUUUGUGGCGUGAUGAAGCUCGAUUUUGCUUGUAUGGUAGCGGUGACGAUGCUACUAUCGUUAGUAGUGGUAGUAGUUGAUUCAGAACAGCAAGUGUUGUCCCUAAGUAGAACUAAAAAGCUGACACCGAGGAUAAAAUGUGGACUUCGGAAGAUAAAGAGACGUGGCUUGAUCGUUGGUGGGCAAGAAACCUUUCCAGGAAAUUGGCCCUGGCAUGCGGCGGUUUAUCAUGUUGACCAAACAAAUCACAAACGAGAGUACAAAUGUGGUGGAACGCUGAUCCGCGCAGGCUACCUGUUGACUACGGCUUCCUGUGUUUAUCACGCAAAAGAGAAGCCCGAAGGGGCGGUAAUAGUGGAGCUCGGUCAGCAUAAUCUGGUUGAGUCUUUCUCUCGAAAGAUAGAUGCCAUCGUGCAAAAUAUUUCCGUUCAUGAAAAGUACAUUUCCGGCGAAACAAUGUACGAUAUAGCUGUUCUGCGACUGAAACAAAAUGUUAGCUUUACGAAUUACGUUCAACCAGUUUGCUUACCCGAUUCUUCCGAAUCUAUUGGUAACUAUGUUGGUGUGAGAGGAACUAUCGUUGGCUGGGGCUUCCGGGCAGCUGGUGCACUUUCUGACAAAUUGCAGAGCGCGGAGGUUCCGAUAAUUUCCUAUAUUGACUGCUUGAAGAGCGAUCGAGAUUUUUUCGCCAGGAAUAUAUACGACGGAAUGUUCUGCGCCGGACUGGUAAAUGGGACGGCCCCCUGCUUUGGAGACGCCGGAGGAGGGAUGUUCUUUCAGGACAAUCGCGUUUGGACGUUACGUGGAAUAAUUUCCUUCACCGAGCGGGUUUACGGGGCAACCGGAGGUUGCAAUACCGAGCAGUACUUCGGAUUGGUCAAUGUGGCUCAUUUUAUACCCUGGAUCGAGGAAACGAUUGCUCGUUGGAACGAUUCGAUCAGGCCUCCCGUUUCUCGAGUGCAGCAGCAGCAGCAGCAGCAGCAGCAGCAACACCGGCCUUGGUAGUGGAAAGGCAAAGCGAUAUAAUCUGGAGCUCCAAAAUGUGUGUGUGUAUAUGUAGGUAUUUGUGGAGAACAAUGUGCGAGCCAAGGCAAUCGCUUCGACUUUACUUCAACAACGCAGAGCUUGAGGGAGAGGGGCGGCGAUUGUGCAACAAUAUUUUGAUUACACCCAUUUUGGAUGAAAAAGGCAAGAUUUAAAGCAAAUUAUUGUUAUUUAUCCGCUUUAGCAUUCUUUUCAUUUCAAUUUUUCAUUUUUGUUUUUUUUUCGCCGCAUUACCCACCCCAUUUGCCUGCCACCUCUCUGGUUGCUUGCUUCCGUGUCGGUGGGUUCGUUUGUUUCGCUUCAGCGGCGUGGGUAGGCGGUCGAAAACGAAACGGAGUAUUUGGAUUAAAAGGGGAUUUUGUUUUGUUAUUUAGAGUAACAAUUUAUUGUUGCAGUUUCUGUAUGAGAUUAAGUGAUUCAGUUUUGAAACAAUAAGUUGAGUUGUAGCAGUUAGUUGGAAGUUUUAUAUAACUAUAGUAGGAAGUUUUGUAGCAACUAUACCGUAGAAAACUUUUAUUAUUGAGCCUCACAUCAAUACAGUUUGUAAUUUUUUUUUGUAAAAGGAAACCACACUAAACAGAUGAUGUAUUUACUGUCUUCCCUGCUUAUGAAACAAGGUAAUCACGAAGAAAAUGUUUGGGGAAAUUUGGCCAUGAAACAUUUCGAUAAUUUUGAAAAUACAAUUUGUAAU